This is a messenger RNA of Paraglomus brasilianum, 1317 nucleotides long. NCBI's taxonomy places the organism in Eukaryota, Fungi, Glomeromycota, Glomeromycetes, Paraglomerales, Paraglomeraceae. The record is from the annotation of a GenBank genome assembly.
AUGGGUCUUGAUGUUGAUGUAGAAACCUAUCUUAUUCCUGGAUUUAAGAUAUUUGAACAUUUCUUUACAGUUCCACUAGACCACGAUAAUCCAUCGGGAGUUAAAAUUCGCUUAUUCGCACGCCAAGGUGGUCCCGGUUUCGAAUGCUCUCUCCCAAGUUACUCUGGUGCAUAUAGAGCCGCAUCCGCAAAAGGUUAUCAAUGGCUGCUGCUCGAUCAACGUGGGACUGGAUUAUCGACACCGAUAUCGGCCGCUUCACUUGGAAAUUUUGAAACGGCAGAAGCGAAGGCGGAUUAUUUGAAAUAUUUCAGGGCGGAUUCUAUAGUGAAGGAUGCUGAGCUUAUAAGAAGAGAGCUGUGUGGAGGGAGGAAAUGGAGUUUAUUAGGGCAGAGCUUUGGUGGCUUUUGUUGUAUUAAUUAUCUGUCCUUAUUUACUUAUCACAAACGUAUAUUCGAUAUUUCUCCAAACCGUAUUUUACCAGUUUUCAUAACAGGUGGCGUACCACCGCUGGCUUCCAAUCCAGAUCCCGUAUACAGGUCUCUCUACUGCCAGCUCAUAAAACGAAACUCUAUCUAUUACCUAAAGUACCCGAAAGACAUCCAGCGUGUCCGCACCAUUCUCCGAUAUUUAUCCACCAACACCAUCAUCCUUCCUGACGGCGGCUUUCUUACCCCUAGACGUUUUCGGCAACUUGGCAUUGCAUUCGGUGAGCAUGGCGGGUUCGAUGCUAUACAUCAAAUUGUAAUUCUUACUGCCAACGACAUCGAAGCUAUGGGAGGAUUGAGUUAUCGUUGUCUGGAAAAAAUAUCUAAUAGACAGCCGUUCGAUUCUAAUAUUUUAUACGCAAUACUGCACGAGGCUAUUUAUUGUCAGGGAGAAAAGUCAAACUGGUCAGCAGAGAGAAAUAUGACAAAGGAUUUUUAUUUUUCUUUGGAAUGGUUGGAAACAAAUGAGGGCAAGCCCGUCUUGUUUACAGGGGAGAUGAUUUAUAGUUGGAUGUUUGAUGAUUAUGCUGAAUUGAGGCCAUUGAAGGAAGUUGCUCAGUUACUGGCUCAGUACGAGGACUGGGGUCCGUUGUAUGAUGUUGAGCAGUUGGGUAAAAAUAACGUACCGGUUGCAGGAGUGUCUUAUUACGAAGAUAUGUACGUUGACCUUAAAUUGAGUGAGGAAACAGUUUCCAAGAUUAAAGGAUUCAGGCACUGGAUCACAAACGAGUAUCAGCACAAUGGUCUUCGCGAGGGCGGUGAACACAUUCUGAAUACUCUAUUCAGGAUGCUGCGAGGAGAUUACGACGGAUACAAUGAAAGUCAGAUAUAA